UCUACUCACUCACUAACCAAAACCCUCACUGCUCGAUCCCCAAGCUCGAGAUGGGAGCUUACCAGCCGCUGCAGCAUCACCAUGGCGGCGCCGCCGCCGGCUACUUCCUGCCAAGAACCGCCGUGACAUGGCUCGCCGCCGCCUGCCUCUCCCUUGCCCUCCUCCACCUCCUCUGCUGCUCCCCUCCCGGCGGCCACCAAGCCGUCUUCUCCCCUCUGCUCCAGUAUUUCAAUGGCAAUGGCACUUACUCCUCCAACAUCUCGUCUUCUGGGGUGGAGGAGAGGUCGUCGGCGGCGGCGUCGUGCGACUACUCGGUGGGGAGGUGGGUGCGGGCGCCGGGGCACGCGCGGCGGUACAACGGCACGGCGUGCAACGUCAAGCCGGAGCAGGACUGCGUCGGCAACGGGCGCCCCGAGACGGGGUACCUGGACUGGCGGUGGCAGCCGGCGUCGUGCGAGCUCCCGGCGUUCGACGCGGCGGCGUUCCUCGCCGCGGCGCGCGGGAGGCACGUCGCGUUCGUGGGCGACUCGAUGGCGCGCAACCAGGCGGAAUCCCUCCACUGCCUCCUCGCCGCCGCGUUCCCGCACGAGCUCGUGGCCCAGGACGCCGAGCGCUACAAGCGGCAGUUCACGCGGUGGUCGUUCCCGUCGCACGGCGUGACGCUGUCCACCUACUGGGCGCCGUUCCUCGUCAGGUCCGGCGGCAAGCCGUUCAACUACACCAUGCCCUACAACCUCGUCUACCUCGACGAGCUCGGCAACCGGUGGGACGCCGACGCCGGGACGAUGGACGUGGUGGUCCUCACCGCCGGCCACUGGUUCUGGAACCCGGCCGUGUACCACAGGCGCGGCGAGGUGGUCGGCGUGCACGCGCACCCGGAGCUCAACGCGACCGAGAUCGGCUUCACCUCGCCGUACCGGGAGGCGUUCCGGAGGGCCCUGGAGCGGCUGGGCUCCGACGGGCGGCGGCGGACCGUGGUGCUGGGCACGUUCGCGCCGCCGCACUUCGACGGGAAGCCGAUCUUUGACCCGACGGCGUGCACGAGGACGGAGCCGUACAGGGACGGGGAGAAGGAGGUGGGGAGCAUCGAGAGGGAGAUGAGGAGCAUCGUGUUCGAGGAGGCGACCGCCGCGGCGGCGGCGGCGGCGACGAUGAGGGUGGAGGUGGAGGACGUGACGAGGCUGGCGACGAUGCGGCCGGACGGGCACCCGGGGGUGUACAUGCACCGCGACCCGUUCGCUGGCGGCGGCGCGCGGCCGGAGCGGAUGCAGACGGACUGCCUCCACUCCUGCCUCCCUGGCCCGGUCGACACGUUCAAUGAGAUCUUGCUGCAGAUUCUGAGCAGGCAGCGGUGAUUCGAGCCAGUGCGUGCGUGCGUGCGUCGGUGCGUGCAUGGGCAUUGUUUAAUUGUGAAUUGUGACUGUGGUGUGUACGUGCAGUUCAAUUUCUCGUUUAUUUCGUCCUGCUAAUUGUAACUUCUGUGUGUUCUGGUCAACUCUGAAUUAACCAAUUUCAUGGCAACAGAACAAUUCUUAGGCUGUGUUCGC
Oryza sativa Japonica Group (Japanese rice) is the source of this 1547-nucleotide messenger RNA. Its product is annotated as xyloglucan O-acetyltransferase 1. Gene Ontology annotation, molecular function: O-acetyltransferase activity. The record is from RefSeq and is a predicted model, not a curated record. NCBI's taxonomy places the organism in Eukaryota, Viridiplantae, Streptophyta, Magnoliopsida, Poales, Poaceae. Gene Ontology annotation, cellular component: Golgi apparatus.